This is a messenger RNA of Gadus macrocephalus (Pacific cod), 2441 nucleotides long. RefSeq names its product baculoviral IAP repeat containing 7 (gene birc7). The transcript has 7 exons. Gene Ontology annotation, molecular function: ubiquitin protein ligase activity; cysteine-type endopeptidase inhibitor activity involved in apoptotic process. Lineage: Eukaryota; Metazoa; Chordata; Actinopteri; Gadiformes; Gadidae. Gene Ontology annotation, cellular component: nucleus; cytoplasm. Bases 117 to 1319 code for a protein of 400 amino acids. The record is from RefSeq and is a predicted model, not a curated record. Gene Ontology annotation, biological process: negative regulation of apoptotic process; regulation of cell cycle; positive regulation of protein ubiquitination.
GCUCAUGUUUUCCUACGGGCGCGCUGCCCUGGCCUUCAGUGCGCACUCCACUAUGGAACGCAAACGUACCGCCUGGCACGGAACGAGAGUCGGAAGGAAAAAACACAUGCGAGAGAAUGACCCAUGACAGGAGCUCGAUGUUCCGUAAUCUGGAGAAGCGACGAAUGCGUCGUGAAGGAGAAAGGCUUCGAACUUUUCUGAACUGGCCCGCUGACGCACCGGUCACCUCUGGGGAUCUGGCCAAAGCGGGGUUCUUCUACCUGGGUUCCGGAGAUAAGGUCCAAUGUUAUUGUUGUGGCGGGGUUCUGAGGUACUGGGUUCACGGAGACACCCCUUCUGUCGACCACAAAAGGUAUUUUCCAACUUGUGGUUUUAUGUUGGGCGGAGACGUGGGGAAUAUUCCGCUGGUGGUCGCCCCUGGGUCCUCGGACUCCGUUGACGGUCAACUGGUGAGCCAGCUGCAGAGGAUGACUGUGGACGACCAGGCAGCGGCCGGACAUGCGGUUUACCCUGAAAUGGAGGCAGAGGACGCCCGGCUUACAACCUUCCACAACUGGCCCCCCGGGGCCUCAGUCCAGCCAGAUGUACUCUCCAGGGCAGGGUUUUUCUACACAGGGCACGGAGACAAUGUUAAAUGUUUCUUCUGCGACGGUGGUCUCAGGAACUGGGAGCCCGGCGAUGACCCCUGGCAGGAACAUGCUAAGUGGUUCCCAAGAUGUGAGUUCCUGCUACGGUCCAGAGGGCAGGGUUACGUCAGCACCAUCCAGGACUCUCACUUUCAUCACAGCGAGACCGUGGGUGGAUCACAGACUCCUGUAUCUCGAGACAUCAGCUCACGGAAUGACGUGGUGGCCGGUCUGGGGGGUUCCUCCGCCAUGCUGUCCCCCGUGGUGCAGACCGUGCUGCGCAUGGGCUUCCAGGCCAGCCUGGUGGAGAGCCUGGUCCAGACCAAGUACCUCCUGAGCGGGCAGCACUACACCUCAGUUUCCGACCUGGUGACGGAUGUGCUGCAGGCCGAGGGGGAGGAGCGACAGAGAGACCCGCAGAGCAGAGAGCCAGAGGUACACCAGGGCCCCAGCACUGGAACACUGAGGACCCGGGCUCCCAUUAAAGAGAAAGCUGUGGACCCCACUCCCGAGGAGCUGCUGAGGCAGCUGCAGGAGGAGCGGACCUGCAAGGUGUGCAUGGACAAGCCCGUGUCCAUCGUCUUCAUCCCCUGCGGCCACCUGGUGGUGUGCAGCGACUGCGCCACCAGCCUGCGCCACUGCCCCAUCUGCAGAGCCAGCAUCAGGGGCAGCGUUCGGGCGUUCAUGUCCUGAGCCGUGCCUUUGGCCCGGCGAGCCCCGUGUUAGAAGUGCAGUGGGGGUUCAAAACCCUUUUUACGACAGAGUGCACUGGUGUAAAAGUGUUGUACCAGAGUGUCUCCCCAUAUGAUUUGUAGGCAGUGUCUUUUACGCUGCAGACAUUACAUUGUUUGCCUUGAGGUUUAUGUUGAUAUUGUAAUUCAAUUACGAAUAGCAUUUUAAAUAAUGCCAUCUUUAUGAAUCAAUUGUUUUAACACACCUUUAUUUUUUCGAGAAACAAUGAAAAUAGAUCAGAAUAAAAGUUUGGAAACAUCGUCAAAAGUUCAUGUUUUUUUAUUAACAAACGACUAUUUACAUGUUGAACCGAACGCACAGCUGUUGACGAUUAGAAUCACACCAUAAGAUCUCGUCGGGUUUAAGCUACAGUGAUCACAAAAGUAUCGAAUAAUACAAAUCAAUUUCCUUCCACUUCCUAUCCACAGAAAUUGUUAUUCCUAUACAAUGAUGCUAAUCUUUUAUUUCCUGUUGAAUCUACACAUAGCAGGUUUUGGCUAAAUUAUAAAUUAUAGGGGUACGGAAAAGACGCUCUAUUGCACUUGGAUACUCAUAUUUUCACAAAAUGACCUUAGAAGCAUAACACUAAUGCUGUCAUAAUAUGAAGACCAGUAGACGUUUGUUAACCCAGUCCACACUAUAGCUACACUGUAGUAGGCAUAGUUUCUUACCUCUUAUUGGGACCCAUACUAAGCUUAACAAAGAGUUAUUGUGCGGCCUAUUUCUGGCAAACAUAUGGCCACUCUAAAAAUAAGAGAAGGUAAGAGUAUCAGAUUUGAUCAAAAUGACAUGCAGGAAAACCACUGAAAUAGUUGAAUUAAAAUCAAACAUUUUGUGAUUGGCUUUUGAAAGUAAACAUCAACCGCAUUACCUUUGGAAGUAAAUAUUGAAUUGAAAUAUAGGACAACGUAAUAUCUUUAAACUCUAAUUUAUGUUCAAAGCAAAUGCUUCACCGGACUGUUUAAUUAAGACAUAGCAUGGGAACACAAACGGCAUCAAACAGGCCGUACCCAGCUCAGCAUACAUACACAAACAUGCUUUAACACACGCAACCGUCUACAGUUUACUGUUGAGUUUAGAAAA